CAUGGCUGUUGGCGAUUGGCAAAACAAACAAGCUGCCGGCACAGCAAUGGGCAGGCAUGAACGACACUCUGGAUGUAACCAAAUCAACUGUCGUUUCUGGGAAUUUCAUGUUUUAUUGGAACGGGAAGGGAAGCUGAGCUGAAAGCUAAGAGGGACUGACACGUAAGCAUAAGGGGGCAAACACGGAAUUAUCUGCAAACCAUGGGUAAAAGUCGUAAUUUUUGCAGCCCCAAGCUUUGCCCUUUUUAUAUUCAUUUUACCCUUUUUACUUGAAUUUACUAAUAACAUUCACCCAAACUCCGAAACCAAACCCUCAGUCCGCCGCCCCUUUUUUGAUUCAUUUUUUAGGCUAGUGAUAGUAAUAAUUUAUUUGAACUAUUAUGCUGUAGUUUAUAUUUACUAGAAGUAAUUUCUGUUGAUUUUACCGUGAAGAGAAAAGGAUGGAGCUUUUCACCAGCGGCCGGGAAGCUUUCCCUCAACACGUGGCGCCUUUUCCUGAUUUAACGGCAAUGAUUGAAUCCGCGGAGGACAUGGUGAUGGAUAAUCACCGGCCAAAUCUACCGCCUCAGAAGCUGCGUCCGAUUAGGUACAACGGCAGGUCACAGGCGAGCUCACAGGCGGAGGAUCCCUUGGAAUUCGUUGAGGCAGUUGAACUCGUAGGUGAUGAUGUCUGCGCUGUAAAUGGAGAUUCCUUUGACUACUUGGUACCUCCUAUUAAAGCCGAAGUUGGUGACGUGAUGGGUACUGUCGGCUGCGGCGGCGGUGGGUUAGAGGAGCCGCCAAGCUCGGAGCAGAGAGAAGAGCCUUCAGGCAAAUCAUCUUCGGAUAGUUAUGGUGAUGAUUCGUCAGCAACCUUGAAUGCACCUUUAAAGAAAAAUAGGAAGCGGAAAAGAACAGAAAAAGAUGAAAUUUUCUUGGAAAAAUUAAUGAAGAAAAUGAUGGAUAAGCAGGAACAGAUGCACAAGCAAUUAUUAGAGAUGGUUGAGAAGAGGGAAAGAGAGAGAAUAAAUAGAGAGGAAGCAUGGAAACGGCAGGAGAUGGAAAGGAUAAAACGGGACGAGGAGGCAAGAGCUCAAGAGAUGUCCCGUAGCAUAGCUCUCAUUUCCUUUAUCCAGAAUGCUUUGGGCCAUGAAAUUGAAAUACCGAUGCCGUCAACAAUGUCAUGCACGGAGGAAAAUGGAGGUAAAGACUUGAGUGAAGAUCACAUUCAAAAGGACCUGAUUAAUCCAUUUGGUCCAACAAAUAAUAGAUGGCAGAAAGGGACAAUGCAAGCCAACGUGGUUGAAAAACAUGUCGAUGGAGACGGAGGUGUCAUCUGUGAUCCAAAUAAUAGGAGAUGGCCAGAUGCGGAAGUGCAAGCGCUGAUAAUGCUUCGAAGCACUUUGGAACACAAAUUUCACGUCUCAGGCUCAAAGUGCUCCAUAUGGGACGAGAUAUCUGUCGGGAUGUACAAUAUGGGUUACUCCCGAAGUGCAAAGAAGUGUAAAGAGAAAUGGGAAAAUAUCAAUAAAUACUUCAGAAAGUCGAUGGUAAGUGGCAAGAAGCAUCUAGAAAACAGUAAGAGAUGCGCAUAUUUCCAUGAUUUGCACAUGCUGUACAAGAAUGGAUUCAGUAGUCAAGUGAACCAUUUGAACUGCACCAAAGUUGAAAACGCAGACAAUGGUGAAAGCUUGAAAGGGAUCUUGAAAGCCUAAAAUGCACAAAAUGUUGAGGCAAACGAGGACUGGUUUUUAAAACGGAUUAUGAGGCAGUCACGAGAUAUCUGUUGGCUGUGGUUUAGAGCUUAGAAUCUACUUAUUUGUCCAUUUUUUUUCUACCCAUUGACAAUCCUUCCUGUUGUGUUCAUUCCUAUAUGAGA
Molecule: messenger RNA, 1858 nt
Organism: Hibiscus syriacus
Lineage: Eukaryota; Viridiplantae; Streptophyta; Magnoliopsida; Malvales; Malvaceae
Product: trihelix transcription factor GTL1
Exons: 3
Coding region: 441-1694 (417 amino acids)
Source: RefSeq, a predicted model, not a curated record